AUGGAGAAUAGUUUUGUGGUUAAUUCUAAAGAUAAAGCAGGGGGGUUAGCUUUGUUCUGGAAUGCGGAGAUUACUUUGGGGAAUGUAUAUGGUACGGAUUGGUAUAUUGCAGCAGAGGUGGUGGAUGAGAACAAUAACGACCACUGGUGGAUGGUAGGAAUCUAUGCAAGUACAGAGGAAAGUAUAAGAAAGCAACAAUGGAAGGAAAUAGCGGAAAAAAAGAGGGAAUGGGGAGAUAAGUGGAUCCUAGUGGGUGACUUUAAUGAUAUUUGUUCCAAUGGGGAGAAAUGGGGAGGGAGAGAGAGAGCGGAGGGGAGCUUUAGGGAGUUUAAUAAGUUCAUCUCUGAGAAUGAGUUAGUGGAUAUAGGAUACGAGGGAGCUCCGUGGACCUGGAGCAACACUUGGGAAGGGCAAGGGGCAAUAAAAGAAAGGUUAGAUAGAUGUUUAGGGAGUGUGGGCUGGGUGCAACAAUAUGAGAAAGCAAUCUGUAAGCAUGUGGAAAAGGAGGCAUCUGACCACAGUCUUCUUCUCUUAGACUUUAGCCCGGCGCAAAAGAGAGUGAACAGAAGAUUCUUUUUUGACCAACGCUGGCAAAAGACAACACUUCUGAGAACAACAAAAGGUAACUCACGGGCAGUAAUCCAGGAGUUAAAAGGGCAAUUGAAAGCACUAAGGGAGCAAGAAGAGUGGGACAAGGGGACUGCGGCGAACCUGAAGCUACAAUUGAGCAAGGCCUACAAGGAUGAAGAGUUUUACUGGAGUCAAAAAUCAAGAAGUAGAUGGCUCAAAGAGGGGGACAAAAAUACAGUCUACUUUCACUUAAGUGUCAUGGCAAAAAGGAAAAGGAACAGAAUCAAUAUGCUGCAAAAGGCGAAUGGAGAGUGGUGUAGAGGCGAACAAGAAGUGGAAGAGGAACUGAGCAAACACUAUAAGGAACUUUUCACCUCCACGGAACCUUCUGAGUUUGAUGAAGUGCUACAGGGAAUACCUCACACUAUUUCCCAUCUUAUGAACACAAAGUUGAUUAAACCAGUGGACGAGAAGGAGAUACAACACGCUACUUUCUCUAUGUUCCCUAACACAGCCCCUGGAGUUGAUGUGCUUUACAAAAUUAUCUCCAAAAUCUUAGCUAAUAGGCUGAAAUCUAUCCUUCACCCCUGUAUUACCCCCUCACAGUCAGCCUUUGUCCCAGGGAGACAGAUCUUAGACAAUGUCAUGAUUGCCCAUGAAAUUUUACAUCUCUUGAAAAACAAAAGAUCUGGAAAAGUUGGUUUCAUGUCCAUUAAGCUAGAUAUGUCCAAGGCUUAUGAUAGGGUGGAGUGGAAAUAUUUGGGGAGAAUUAUGAUACACAUGGGUUUUUGUCCUAUUUUUGUCCAAUGGAUCAUGGCUUGUAUUUCCUCUGUUUCAUAUUCCUUUAACUUGAAUGGUAGGAAGGUUGGAUAUAUUAAGCCUUCUAGAGGCAUUCGGCAAGGAGACCCCUUAUCUCCAUACUUGUUCAUCUUGUGCACUGAAGGAUUUUCCAAUUUAAUCAAUAAAGCUGUGGAUCGAAAGGAACUCACUGGAAUCAAAGUCAGUAAAGACAACCCCAUGGUGUCACAUUUGUUUUUUGCAGACGACUCCUUGUUGUGUUGCAAAGCAAGUAAGAAGGAAGCUCUGAAGAUUAAGGAAGUCAUCAACCACUAUGGCCAAGCAUCUGGAUAG
This is a messenger RNA of Coffea eugenioides, 1701 nucleotides long. RefSeq lists its product as uncharacterized. The transcript is spliced from 3 exons. The record is from RefSeq and is a predicted model, not a curated record. Gene Ontology annotation, molecular function: catalytic activity. Bases 1 to 1701 code for a protein of 566 amino acids. Lineage: Eukaryota; Viridiplantae; Streptophyta; Magnoliopsida; Gentianales; Rubiaceae.